CCGAUUCCGGCGCGACCCCUUUCUCUCCCGCUCCCCGCGGAGCUGGGCCUCUUUAGGCGCACGAUCCCGGCCAGGGUCCCCUCGUUCCUGCCUGCCGGACGCCGCUAACGGUUUCGUGUACGGCUUCCGGGGGAGACUCCGCGCGUCCAUCCGUGUACCGGGCUGGGCCGGGGGUCGCGAUGUCGGGCGGGGACUCGGCGGCUGCUGCGGCCUCCCCUCAGCCGCUCCCCUUCUCCUUGCCGAAGCCCCCUCCCCUCAUGCAGCUGACGCCGGGGGACGCCGUCCGCCCCGUUGCCUCCGCUGCGGACCAAUCGCCGAAGAGUUCCCGGUUGGGAGGCCGCCCGGAUUGGCCGGGUGGGAAGCCUGUCAGCCUCCUGGCCCCGCUGCUCCCGCCCCGCGGUGAGCCCGAGCCUCUAAUGCCCUUUGGCCCCUCGUCGCGGCAGCAACUUAGAGGGAGGCUUCUUGGCAGGUGUGGCGGGGGGGGCCUCCUGAACCCCUCGAUGAGGCCGGGCGGAGUGGAUAGAGGAUCCCUCAUGAUGGGGCACCCAGGCAUGCCGCAUUAUCCACCUAUGGGAAUGCACCCAAUGGGCCAGAGACCACCGAAUAUGCCACCAGUUCCACAUGGAAUGAUGCCUCAGAUGAUGCCUCCAAUGGGAGGACCACCAAUGGGGCAGAUGCCUGGAAUGAUGCAGUCAAUGAUGCCUGGAAUGAUGAUGUCUCAUAUGUCUCAAGCGCAUAUGCAGCCUACUGUACCGCCAGGAGUAAACAGUAUGGACGCACAAGUAGGCACUACACCUCCUGGAACACAGAUCACACAUCAAAUAGUUUGCGCAGCCCAGCAAACCACCACAGCCAACAGUUCUAUAAAUGAAGAUCCUUCUAAACAGAAAUCUAUGUGGACUGAACAUAAAUCACCAGAUGGAAGAACUUAUUAUUAUAAUACUGAAACAAAACAAUCUACAUGGGAGAAGCCAGAUGAUCUCAAAACACCUGCUGAGCAAUUGUUAUCUAAAUGCCCUUGGAAAGAGUACAAAUCUGACUCUGGAAAGCCUUAUUACUACAAUUCCCAAACAAAAGAAUCACGCUGGGCAAAACCUAAAGAGCUUGAAGAUCUUGAAGCGAUGAUUAAAGCUGAAGAAAACAGCAGUAAACCAGAAGAAUCAACUCCAACAUCUUCUGCUCCAGCUGUUGCAACAGAAAUUACAGAUACCAUCACUGCCACGGCCGCCGCCACCGCCGCCGCCACCACCACCAGUGAUGUUGAAACUGCCGUGGCUGCUACUGCAGCCACUGCCAUUCCUGCUGUAACAGCUGCUCCUGAGGCUGAAACUUCUACAGUAGCUGCUGUUGUAGAAAAUGAAAGUACAGUAACUACAACAGCUGAGGAACAAGUGCAGCAAACUACUACUACUACCACCACCACCACCGCCGCCGCUGCCACAACCAUCACCACCCCUGUUGUACAAGAGCAGAAUGCAGAAGCUGUCACUAACACUGUAGAGGAAACUUCUAAACAGGAGGCUUCAGUGGAUGUUGCUCCCAAAAAAGAGGAAGAGGACACCCAGCCAGUUAAAAAAACAUAUACAUGGAAUACGAAAGAAGAAGCAAAGCAAGCAUUUAAAGAACUGUUGAAAGAAAAGCGUGUACCAUCCAAUGCCUCCUGGGAGCAAGCUAUGAAAAUGAUCAUUAAUGAUCCUAGAUACAGUGCAUUGGCAAAGUUGAGUGAAAAAAAGCAAGCCUUUAAUGCUUACAAAGUCCAGACGGAGAAAGAAGAAAAAGAAGAAGCAAGAUCAAAAUACAAAGAAGCUAAAGAAUCCUUUCAACGUUUCCUUGAAAACCAUGAAAAGAUGACAUCUACAACGAGAUACAAAAAAGCUGAACAAAUGUUUGGUGAGAUGGAGGUCUGGAAUGCAAUAUCAGAACGUGAUCGUCUUGAAAUUUAUGAAGAUGUCUUGUUCUUUCUGUCUAAAAAAGAAAAGGAGCAAGCCAAGCAGUUACGAAAGAGGAAUUGGGAGGCUUUGAAAAACAUAUUGGACAACAUGGCUAAUGUAACAUACUCUACCACUUGGUCGGAGGCCCAACAGUAUCUGAUGGACAAUCCUACAUUUGCGGAGGAUGAAGAACUUCAGAAUAUGGAUAAAGAAGAUGCACUGAUUUGUUUUGAAGAACACAUCAGGGCUUUGGAAAAAGAAGAGGAAGAAGAAAAACAGAAGAGUUUGCUUAGGGAAAGGCGACGACAACGUAAAAAUAGAGAAUCUUUUCAGUUAUUUUUGGAUGAAUUACAUGAACAUGGGCAAUUACAUUCAAUGUCUUCCUGGAUGGAGUUGUAUCCAACCAUAAGUUCUGACAUCAGAUUUACUAACAUGCUUGGUCAGCCUGGUAAGACUACUUCCUCUUCCAACAAUGUAGAAAGUGAUACAGUUUUUUCAUUAGGAUCAACUGCACUUGAUCUUUUCAAGUUUUAUGUUGAAGAUUUGAAAGCACGUUACCAUGAUGAAAAGAAGAUAAUAAAAGACAUCUUAAAGGAUAAAGGAUUUCUGGUUGAAGUGAAUACUACUUUUGAAGACUUUGUUACGGUCAUCAGUUCAACUAAAAGAGCUACCACUUUAGAUGCUGGAAAUAUCAAACUGGCUUUCAAUAGUUUGCUGGAAAAGGCAGAAGCCCGUGAACGUGAACGGGAGAAAGAAGAGGCUCGCAAAAUGAAGCGGAAAGAGUCUGCAUUCAAGAGCAUGUUAAAACAAGCUACGCCCCCAAUUGAAUUGGAUGCUGUCUGGGAAGAUAUCAGAGAUAGAUUUGUUAAGGAACCAGCAUUUGAAGACAUCACUCUAGAAUCUGAAAGAAAAAGAAUCUUUAAAGACUUUAUACAUGUACUAGAGCACGAGUGUCAACAUCAUCAUUCAAAGAAUAAGAAACAUUCUAAAAAGUCUAAAAAGCAUCACAGAAAACGGUCUCGCUCCCGUUCGGGCUCAGAGUCUGAUGAUGAUGAUAGCCAUUCAAAGAAGAAGAGGCAACGCUCAGAAUCUAGAUCAGUUUCUGAUCGUUCUUCCAGUGCAGAAUCUGAGAGAAGUUACAAGAAGUCAAAAAAACACAAGAAGAAAAACAAAAAGAGGAGACACAAGUCUGAUUCACCAGAAUCUGAUACUGAACGAGAAAAGGAUAAAAAAGAAAAAGAGAGAGAGAAUGAAAAGGAUAGACCUAGACAAAGAUCGGAAUCAAAGCAUAAAUCUCCUCCUAAAAAACGUCCUGGAAAAGAUUCUGGUAAUUGGGAUACAUCUGGGAGUGAACUGAGCGAAGGGGAAUUAGAAAAACAGAGAAGAACCCUCUUGGAACAACUGGAUGAAGAUCAAUAAGAACAUUAUUUAUACCAAAUACAUUUACAGUAGGAUUUAAUAAAAGAAACUGAUGUCUAAUUCAGGACAUGAGUUCUGAUAUUCUGAGUUCCAUUGUUGAAAUAACAGUGGGUUUUAAUGAUACUGCAUAAAAAAAUGCAUUCAAGUAAUAUCAUUAUGGGGCCUGGCAUCAAAUCUAGAAAAAACAGAGGAAAUUCAGAGUUAAAGUUGAAGUUCUGUUCUUGACUUGCUAGGAAGCAUAUAUAUUCUGUACACCCUAGAGCCCUUUGAUGAAUGGAAGUUGUUUCACUUCUGACUCUGGGUCCUGCCUACUCUGGCCAGGGAAAGUAUUAGCACUUUUCUAGCAAUCCAUGUCUUAAACAGUUCUUUCUGGAAAGGUGCUAAACCUGCUUUUACAGGCCAGUGGAGACAAGCUAAAUUUCCUUUUUGGAAAGAUUCAAAAUGUAGUUUCUUGUGGUUUAUUUGUCUUUGUGUGUUUUUUUUGUUUUGUUUUGUUUUUUUGGCAGGAGGAGGGAAAUGGAGAGGGAAUAAUGAAUCCAUUUCUUGAUUUAUUGUAGUACAGAGAAGCACCAGAAACAUAAAUUGCUUUUUUUGUGCACUACAUUACUGGCCAAACUUAUGGUUUUGAUAAUUUGUAUUAAACAAAAAAUGUGACUUCCUGGCUGAGACUUUCUAUGUCAAGUUUCAUCUUGGAGUGAAUUUUUAUGGUAAAGUUUUAAACCCUUACAAAUAGGUGUUUAUGAUGGAAAUCUGCUAGGCCUUUCAUUACAGUGGCACUAGAGGGCGCUGCUGUAAAAUAGCCACCAUUUUUAUUAAAGUAAAACCUGACAUAUAUAUUAAAAUGGCUGAGGGCAUUAUUUCAGCAUUUAUCUUGAUAAGAAAAUUUAACAUAAAAUCAAAUGAUAAAUUAAUUUCAAUAUGUUGCCUUAAGGACCUGCUGAAGAAUGUACCACCAAAUUUUAAAUAGCAGUUGCAAUAUUAAUGUAGAAAAUCAAUGUUAUUCUAAACCUUUUCUUUAAAAACAAACAAACAAAAAAAAAACCUAGUAUUGUUUUUAAAAAUUCAGCUUCCACCCCCCACCCCCCUUUUGGUAGCCUCUGACCAGUUUUGCUUUGAGGAAAAGUUCUACUUUCCCUAUUCAGUGACAAGUAUUGACUACUGUGGUACACAUUCUGAAACCUUUCUGAUUUGAAUAUUUUUGUACAUUUUUAUCAAUUAUUAAAUUUUGUCCUCUAGCGUGUACUGGUAUUUAUUUCUAGUUUUAAAUACUCUGUACAGCUCUAAUAGAAAUAACUGCUAUCUAUGAUUGAU
Messenger RNA from Terrapene triunguis (Three-toed box turtle), 4661 nucleotides. It is a transcript of the gene PRPF40A, whose product is annotated as pre-mRNA processing factor 40 homolog A. The record is from RefSeq and is a predicted model, not a curated record. Gene Ontology annotation, molecular function: RNA binding; protein binding. Gene Ontology annotation, biological process: mRNA cis splicing, via spliceosome. The transcript has 26 exons. The coding region runs from base 180 to 3350 and encodes 1056 amino acids. Lineage: Eukaryota; Metazoa; Chordata; Testudines; Emydidae. Gene Ontology annotation, cellular component: U1 snRNP; U2-type prespliceosome.